AUGAAGCUCACUGCUGCUCGCGCCGUCAUUGGCGCUGCCGUCCUCGGACGUGCUGCCGCCACACCCGGCUUAAUCGAUAUCCCCGUUGGUCUUUGCCUGGGUGUCUUGGGCGGUGCCUCUUGCAACCAGAAGGCCAGCACCGGCGACGGCCUCGUUUCCGUUCCUAUCAAUGCCUGCGUCGGCGCCAUUGGCAAGGCCAAGUGCGACCAGGCCGCCACCACCGGCGAUGGCAAGAAUGGUGGCAGCCUGAUCAGCGUCCCCAUCAACCUGUGCGCCGCUGUUCUCGGUGAAGCCGCCUGCAACCAGAAGGCCCAGACCUCCGGCGGUGGUCUUGUGUCAGUUCCCCUCAACGCCUGUGUUGCUGUCCUCGGUGAGACCAAGUGCAAGCAAACGGCUACCACUGGUGCCGGUAGCCUGAUCAACGUUCCCAUCAACGUCUGCGCCGCUGCCAUUGGCAAGGCCGAAUGCGACCAGAAGGCCACCUCUUCCGGUGGUCUUGUUUCUAUUCCCAUCGACGCUUGUGUCGCCGCUGUUGGCGAGGCCAAGUGCAAGCAGCAGGCCUCCACUACCGGUGACAGCCUCAUCAGCAUCCCCGUCAACGCGUGCGUUGGUAUCCUGGGCAAGGCUGUUUGCGACCAGGCCUCCAAGAGCUCUGGUGGUCUCAUCUCCAUCCCCAUCAAUGCCUGUGUUGCGGCUCUCGGCGACGUUGCGUGCAAGCAGGUCAUCGACGCUGGUGGCAAGGAUGGCAAGGAGCCUCUGAUCAGCGUCCCCGUCGACGUGUGCGCUGCCGUUCUUGGUGAGGCCAAGUGCAAGCAGACGACUGGUCCUUCUGGCGGCCUCGUCUCCGUCCCCAUCAAUGCUUGCGCCGCUGCCGUCGGCAAGGCCAAGUGCGAUCAGUUCACUCCUGGCGGCGCCGGUAGCCUUGUCAACGUCCCUAUCAACGCCUGUGCUGCCGUUCUCGGCGAGGCUCAGUGCAAGCAGACGUCUGGUGGCCCCGGCAGCACCGGCGGCAGCGUCAUCUCUGUCCCUACAAACCUGUGCAUUGCUGCUCUCGGCUCUGCCAAGUGCCAGCAGACGACUCCUAGCGGUGGCAGCAACGGCGGCUCCCUCAUCAACGUUCCCGUCAACGUUUGUGCCGCUAUUCUCGGCAGCGCUCUCUGCAACCAAGGUUCCGGCUCUGGCAACACCCCGGGCGGUGGCCUCAUCUCCAUCCCUGUCAAUGUUUGCGCUGCUGUUCUUGGCAAGGCCCAGUGCACCCAGAGCACUGGUGGCAACCCUGGUACCACCCCCGGCGGCGGCCUCAUCUCUGUUCCCAUCAACGCUUGCAUUGCUGUCCUUGGUAAGGUCACCUGCGACCAGCAGCCCCCUGGCGGCAGCGGUCUGAUCAACGUCCCCAUCAACAUCUGCCUGGCUAUCCUUGGUGAGGUUGAGUGCAACCAGAAGCCCGUGAUCACGACCACCGCCACCACCACUCCUGCUGUCACCACUACCUCUACUCCUGCUGCCAGCACCACCACCACUCCUGCUGGCUCUACCUCCACCACCACUCCUGCUGGCUCUACCUCCACCCCCGCCAGCUCUGCCUCUUCCACUCCUGGCAGCUCGACCAGCUCUGCCUCUUCCACUCCCGGCAGCUCGACCAGCUCUGCCUCUUCCACUCCCGGCAGCUCGAUCGGCACUGGUUCCUCUACCACUCCUGGCGGCUCUACCAGCACUGGCUCCUCUACCACGCCUGCUGGCUCUACCAGCACUGGUACUGCUACCACUCCUGGCGGCUCUACCGGCACUGGUUCCUCUACCGCCAGCACCGGCACUGCUACCACUCCUGGUGGCUCUACCGGCACUGGUUCCUCUACCACCAGCCCUGCCACAACUGGCCCUGCUCCCUCCGAAAGCCUGAUCACGACCACCGUCUACACGACCACUUUGAUCACCGUCACCCACUGCGCCCCCACGGUGACCAACUGCCCUGCCUCUUCCACCGUCACCAGCCAGACCGUUGUUCCUGUCACCACUGUCAUUUGCCCCAGCGGCAGCGCUUCCACUGGCGUUCCCACUGGCCCGGCCACCGCCACUCCCGUCGGCCCUGGUGCUCCCUCUACCUUCACCACUGUCUACCCUGGCGGCAAGCCUACCGGCCCUGCUCCCGGCGGUAACCCCAACCCCAGCAACCCUGGUGGCAACCCCAACCCGGGCAAGCCCUCUGGCUCUGCUCCUUCCGGCGCUGUUCCCACCGGUCCUGGCUCCAAGCCCAGCAACCCCGGUGCUAACCCCUCCGGUGCCGUUCCUACCGGCCCUGCGAACCCUCCCAGCGGUGGUGUUCCUACUGGCCCCUCCAAGCCUGGCAACCCCGGUGCCAACCCCACGGGUGCCGUUCCUACCGGCCCCUCCAAGCCGGGCAACCCUGGCGCCAACCCCUCCGGCGCUGUUCCCAGCUCCCCUACCAAGCCCAGCACUCCUGUGACUGCUGGUGCUGGCCGCCUUGAGCUUUCUAUUGCCGCCGUUGUUGGUGUGGCUCUUCUUUUGUAA
Messenger RNA from Cordyceps fumosorosea ARSEF 2679, 2529 nucleotides. RefSeq lists its product as hypothetical. The coding region runs from base 1 to 2529 and encodes 842 amino acids. The record is from RefSeq and is a predicted model, not a curated record. The transcript has 2 exons. Lineage: Eukaryota; Fungi; Ascomycota; Sordariomycetes; Hypocreales; Cordycipitaceae.